AUGGCCGAAAACACAUCCAACGCUCUAGGCCUCGACUUUUCACAGGAAACCGUCGAAGAGAAGCCAGAAUAUCAGGAACCAGAACAAUCCUCGCAGACUGUCGCUCCCGAUUCUUCUAGUCGGAAGGAACAAAAGGAAAAACCUUAUGUCAAUCCAGAACGUGUAAAGACAGGUGGCAGCCAAAGAGAUAAAUUAAGCGAUGAAGCUCUUGAAGAACGAAUGGCUCGCAUCCGGCAACAAAACGAAAAAAUCAAACAGAGAAGAAUAGAUGUGCAAGCUGAUGAAGCUGCCUUCCGUCAGACACAGGAACGAGAGCGGGAAAGGCAGAUGCAGAACCGCAAAAUACAAUCAGAGAUCGACCGUGCUCGCGACCAAAACGCACAACGAAAAAUGGCAAAGGUCCAAAGCCGUGAAUGGGACUCUGGAAAGCCUUCGAGAAAUAUCAAUCCUCCUUCAUCUUCUCAAACAGAUGCUGCACCUCAACAAGGCUCCGUGGAAGACGAAACUGCGCCAUCGCCUACAAUUGCACAAGAACCAAGUGCUGAUUCUGGCAACUGGGUUCGUGGAGGGCCACAUCAAAGAGGUCGUGGUAGAGGCAGGGGCAGAGGAUCGGGCCGCGGUGGUGGUAACUUUAAUAAUCGUCGUGAUACACCGCAAUCAGCUACAUCUGCACAUGAAGAGCCUAAACAAGAGGCCGAUGACCAAGUUGCUCCUACCGAAUGA
Messenger RNA from Psilocybe cubensis, 723 nucleotides. RefSeq lists its product as uncharacterized. The transcript has 3 exons. The record is from RefSeq and is a predicted model, not a curated record. NCBI's taxonomy places the organism in Eukaryota, Fungi, Basidiomycota, Agaricomycetes, Agaricales, Agrocybaceae. Bases 1 to 723 code for a protein of 240 amino acids.